AGCGUGUUAAGCUUGCACAUGUCUUAACUGAAAGGUUUAGAUUUCUGUAGGAGAUAUUUGAUAUGUUUCUAAUCCAAAUGUCUUCUCCAAAUGAAGCAUAAUGAUUUUGGCAAGAAUGUUAAGGCUGGCAGCUAUCUGCUUGCUUUUUCCUUUCUGUAAGGGAGAGGGGCCACAAUGUCCCUGCUACCACUACGAGGAGCAAAUACUGUCAAAAGUUAUAAGACUGGAACAUAGAUUAGAACUGGUGGAGAAUAAGGUCAACAUGACAGCUGAACCCCGCCCAAAUCCUGUAUGUAGACAAUGUCCUGAUCUGUGGUUGCCAUUCCAGGGAUCUUGUUACCUCUUUAUAGAUGAUCAAGAAACAUUCAACGUUGCUAGGUCUCGAUGUCUUGAUUUGGGUGCAUUUUUAGUACAUAUCAAAAGUGAAGCAGAGUACGAAUUUCUCAGAACUCAUCUUCGGUCUUUAAAAAGUGCCUGGUAUUGGAUAGGUCUCACAGAUGCUCACACAGAAGGAACAUUUAAAUGGGACGGUAGCGAUGAAGCAGCGUCAUUCACAAAAUGGGACAAAGGGCAGCCUGAUGAUACCGGAGAAAAUGAAGACUGUGUACAUUUCUAUUCUUUUCCUUACUACGGCUGGAAUGACCGAAAUUGUGAAAGUGUUUUAAAAUCAAUCUGUGAAAUGAAAAAGUGAUCGUAACGCAUGGAAAAAAACUAACACUGCACUGACUCAUUAUUUGAAUACACAUUACUGUAUACUUCAGUAAAUUUUCGAGACACAAAACUCUUAAGGUGUUUUCUCAGGAAUACACCAAUUACUUUUUGUAAAUAUUCCAGCAAAUUGGGAAGAUUUUCUUUCAGAACCCGUUUUUAAUAGUCAUUAAAUAUAGGCAGAAAGCCAUUUUGUUUCAGAAAUUUCAUUUGUAAAGGCGUCUUUUUAGUAAAUGACUUUAUGAGCAAAGACGGAAAUCUGCUAUCCUUUGAUGUGUUUCAAGAAAUAUAUUAAAUAGAAGGAAAUAACA
Molecule: messenger RNA, 1019 nt
Organism: Mercenaria mercenaria
Lineage: Eukaryota; Metazoa; Mollusca; Bivalvia; Venerida; Veneridae
Product: perlucin-like protein
Exons: 4
Coding region: 101-691 (196 amino acids)
Source: RefSeq, a predicted model, not a curated record